Molecule: messenger RNA, 964 nt
Organism: Charadrius vociferus (killdeer)
Lineage: Eukaryota; Metazoa; Chordata; Aves; Charadriiformes; Charadriidae
Gene: CIDEA
Product: cell death-inducing DFFA-like effector a
Exons: 5
Coding region: 11-667 (218 amino acids)
Biological process (GO): lipid storage; regulation of apoptotic process; apoptotic process
Cellular component (GO): lipid droplet
Source: RefSeq, a predicted model, not a curated record
CGGUCCGGCCAUGGAUGUGGCACGGGAGUGCGUGGGCUCGCUGGUGCGAUCUUUGGUAUCCAUGGGAACAUCUGUGGGAGCAGUAACAAAACAGACCCUGUUCCCUCCUCUCAUGCCUGCAGGGCGACCCUUCCGUGUGUCCAAUGCCUCCCGAAGCAGUCGGAAAGGAAUCGUUGCAAGCAGUCUGCAAGAGCUCAUCAGCAAGACUUUAGAUGCCUUCCUUAUAUCUGCUGGAAUAGUUACUCUGGUUUUGGAGGAAGAUGGCACAGUUGUGGACACGGAAGAGUUCUUCAAGUCCCUAGAUGAUAACACACACUUCAUGGUUCUAGAAAAAGGACAAAAAUGGACACAAACAAGAAAUGGAGUCGCUGCUAUGAGACAAAAGAAGAAAAUGGGAGUAGCUAACAUCACAUUUGAUCUGUACAAGCUGAACCCUAAGGAUUUUAUUGGCUGCUUAAACAUCAAGGCAACCUUCUAUGAGAUCUACUCUGUCUCAUACGACAUAAAAUGUAUGGGAGCAAAAAGUGUAUUGCGGAAGGUGCUUCAGCUAAUGUCCCAUGUGGCACAAAUAACUGGACAGUUUCUUCUCUAUACUGGAACGUAUAUGUUGCAGUUGAUGGGUGAAUAUGAUGAAGAUGGCACGUGUACAAGAUCAAGGCAGGAGUAGCGAACACAGCUGCGCUUCUGAUAUCAGAUCCAUUUGCUUAAAGACAUUCUCUUGCCCAAUUUUGAUUGUAAUGAUGUUAUAGUAAGGGGAUGUCCACUGAUGUGAACUAACACUUUUCCCAUCUGGGAAUGCUUGUAGGCCUUAGUCAGAAAAUACACGUUUGGUGUUCACAUGCUCUUAAUGCAGCAAAAGAUGAGUGCCUCAUGUCUGAGAAUUUGGCAAAAGGAAAGAGGGCAGGUUUUUGCCCCACCAACUCAAAAUAAAUAAUAAGUAUAUUUGGAAACUUGCAUGCUUUGU